CACGUGUCAUGUGAGUUACGGUGGCAGAUCCAGCGUCGAAGCAGUUCUCCAGAUGGAACGAUGCUGGAGUGGUCGCAUUGUUGCAGAAGCACGCCGACAACUCGCGGGCUCACUUCCCAAGUUGCAGCCUUACCCAACGACCUGUGCUCAUGAUGGACGCCUUUUCGCUGGACGAAAUCCUCUUCUUGGGAGAUACCUUGCUCCUCGAAGCGCAGCAACAAGCACAGAUGCAGCAACUUCACGCCGCGUCAUCGACGGCAGCACCUUCUCAAGACUGCUUCUUCCACCUUCCCAACAUGACUGCCGUCAGCACCCCGCAAAACACUAUUCCGCAGCGGCCAUCGGUCGCUCCGCUUGAAAAGCCCACAAGAAGCAUGCUCUCGCGACCUUCUUUGGACGUAGUUCCUUCUCUCCACUCCGAAACUCCCAUGCACAAGAAGGACUCGUUCCUCGUCCGAUCCGAGCAAAUGUACAACAAUGCGUCGACCCCGUAUUCAAACUGCGGCACUCCUUACUCGAACUGCGGCACGCCGUAUUCGAACUGCAGGACACCAUACUCGAACUGCGGUACACCCUACGCGACCUGCGGGACGUCGUACUCGAACUGUGGCACACCUUACUCGCAAUGCGGUACCCCUUACUCCCAGUGCGGCACUCCUUACUCAUCGUGUGGAACUCCGUACAAUGCUGGCGGGUCGACCCCCAAGGGCAUUUGCCGCAUUCCCAACUGUACCAAACGCAUUCGAUCCAAAGGUCUUUGCAAAGCGCAUGGCGGCGGUCGCAAGUGCAGUGUUGAAGGAUGCGGGAAAGGUGCGCAAAACGGCGAAUUCUGUAUUGGACAUGGUGGCGGCAAGCGUUGCUCGUUUGAAAACUGCACCAACGCCGCACAAUCCCAAGGUUUGUGCAAGGCGCAUGGCGGUGGUUCGCGCUGCAAGGCCGAGGGAUGCAUCAAGAGCUCGCAAGGUCGUGGAUACUGCCGGUCUCACGGCGGUGGUCGUCGUUGCGAGGCUGCAGGGUGCAUGAAGGGUGCUCAACGCGGCAGUUUUUGCGCCACACACGGUGGCUUCCGAUCUUGUCACGAAGAGAACUGCACACGAACGGACCGGGGCGGAGGGUACUGCGAAGUUCAUCGUCGUGGCAAACUGUGCACCGUUGCCGACUGCAAGAAGCUCCAAAAGUCCAACGGCAUGUGCACAGCCCACAUCCGCGAGAUGCAGGAAGAAGCCGCCGCUGCUGCAUCGACCAACCCCGCCGGUACUACCCCUCCUUAACGUAUUUCCGCCUUCCCUUCGUGCGGUCGCCUGUAAUAAUAAUAUUUCAAUUCUAUUAAUAU
Aphanomyces invadans is the source of this 1333-nucleotide messenger RNA. RefSeq lists its product as hypothetical. The coding region runs from base 150 to 1271 and encodes 373 amino acids. Lineage: Eukaryota; Oomycota; Saprolegniomycetes; Saprolegniales; Verrucalvaceae. The transcript has a single exon. The record is from RefSeq and is a predicted model, not a curated record.